This is a messenger RNA of Phytophthora sojae, 1035 nucleotides long. RefSeq lists its product as hypothetical. The record is from RefSeq and is a predicted model, not a curated record. The transcript has a single exon. Gene Ontology annotation, molecular function: protein binding. NCBI's taxonomy places the organism in Eukaryota, Oomycota, Peronosporomycetes, Peronosporales, Peronosporaceae. Bases 1 to 1035 code for a protein of 344 amino acids.
AUGUUAGCGCUCAACAGCUACGGCCUGGCCCCGCGAGCCAGCGGCAGCAGCAACAACGCCGCCCCGGAGCGCGUGACGCUGCCGCGCCUAUGUGGCGCUGGGCUGCCUGCCGCGCGCGAGAUCCGCUCGCUGGGCAAGCUGGACAUCCUGGCGCGUAGGCCGGGCCACCCGCUGUUCCGCACCACGACGGGCUACGACUACGGGCGCUACCUGGACUUCCAGGACGUGGCCCUCAGCUGCCCCAAGUACGCGCGGCCCGCCGCCUUCACCAAGGAGUUCAUCGCCGGCAACUACGCGGACAGCAGUCUGCUCUCGCUCGAGAACAGCCGGAGACGCUCCGAGAACUGGCAGCAGAAGAUGGCGGUGCGCACCUCGCGGAUGCGCGUCAAGUACGCCGAGCUGCAGCACGUGCUGGAGGAGAAGAGGGAGCUGCGCCGCAUCGAGCGCGACCGGCGCCGCCACGAGAUGGAGCUGCUGCGCUCCGCCGUGGUGCAGCUGCAGGCCAGGCUGCGCGGGUUCCUCACGCGGCGGACGAUCUCCCAGGAGAAGCUCAAGCGUGACACGGAGGCCGCAUUGUGCAUCCAGCAAGCUAGUCGGGCACGCGCACGAGUCCGCGUUGCCAAGAAGGUGCUGGAAGCCAGGCGGCGAGAGAAGCAGGAGGUGUUCGUCGUCAAGAUCCAGCGCGUCUGCCGGAGCUUUCUCCAGCACAAGCGCGCCAAGCGGCAGCUGAUAAGUCUGCGCGAGGCCAAGCGACAAAAGGCUAUCGACCUCGAGCACGAGGCUCUGCGUCAACGCGCUGGUGCAGCCAAGCAGAUCCAGCGGCUGGUGCGAGGGCACCUUGCUCGGAAGGACCUCCAUCGCCAGCCUUCUAGUGCCUCCAGCACAACGUCGGACAAAGAUGACAAGGAUGCGCUGCUCUCGAUCAACGGGAGGAUUCGCAGUCGCGGUGCGCGCCGGGUUAUCGCUCAGAUGCAACAAGUGCGGCGCAAGCACACCAAGGCCGCCGCACGUAUCGCUGCUUUACCGCCUAAAUAG